AUGGGCGGGGGCGCUGGGAAGGCCAAGUACCAGGUGAACGUCACGAGGUCUAGCGAGGCGCUCAGCCCACAGAGUUCUCCGAGCACGAGCCCGAAGUCAGCCAAGAGCGACGAUAAUCCAGGCGAGGGCGCGAAGCGCAUCAGCGACUACAUCAAAGGCACCCCGGAGACCGUGCGGAAAGAUUACGUGUCCACCGCGGAGGGCGCCAGACACCCCGACACCGUCGGCGUGUCCGGCCCCGCUUUGCCCAGGAUAGAGAGCUCGAAGAGGGUUGGCGGGAAGGCUCCAGACCCCAAGGGCAGCAAGGACCGCGCGGGCGCCGAACACCAGGACGGCAAGAGCAGCAGAAUGUCGCAGAGCCAGGGCAGCAAGGGCCGCAACGGCAGCAUGGACGAGAACCGCGAGCCCGAUCGCGUGCGCAGCAAGGACACUUCCGAGGAUGGCAAGUGGCACAGCAAGCAUUGCAACAACAAGCAGCUCGUGAUCGCGACCACCAUUCAGCAGGCGUACCCCUUCGACCCCUACGCGUCGAAGAAGAUCACCAAGAAGGAGGAGCACUUCGGCAUGAGCGAUCGCAAGAUUGGCUUCGGGGAGAUCUCCAUCCCGAAGACGGGUCCGCGAAAGCUCAUCAGAAGGGCCUGCGCGAGGCUGCUGGUGGACGUCGACGACAAGGACCACCGCGAGGGGCCGUUCUACUACUGCCGGCGCCUCGGCGCGGCCUGUGCCGGGUAG
This is a messenger RNA of Prorocentrum cordatum, 732 nucleotides long. The record is from the annotation of a GenBank genome assembly. NCBI's taxonomy places the organism in Eukaryota, Dinophyceae, Prorocentrales, Prorocentraceae.